GUGUAACGGUCGGUCCUUCACACCAGAAGAUGGCGCUACUCGCUUCAACCGUUAGCUGUUAACGGUAACUCUUGUUGGUGCACGUUGACUGUAAACAGCAGCUAAGGAUCAUUUUUAGCAACAGUUUGAUAUUUCAGUGGUGUAACACGACUUUUUUAAUGUGUGAAGGCCAAAAUGUUGUCGCUGGACCCCAUGGAAGUAGCAACUGUUAACCUAACGUUAAUGUUAACGGCCGUUACCUAGCAACGGACAAGUUUAAACCAGCGGAAUAUGUUGAGGACAGGUGAAAGAAGUGAAUUUAACGACCACCAUGAUUAAGUGUUUGCCUAAAGAGGUCCAGGGGAAACUUCGCUCGGGGGUCGCCAUCCCGUCGCUGCAGCAGUGUGUGGAGGAGCUGAUCCUCAACAGCAUCGAUGCCGAGGCGACCUGUGUGGGAGUCAGGAUGGACAUGGAGGCGUUCAAGGUUCAAGUGAUCGACAACGGUGCUGGGAUCAACGCUGAGGACAUGGAGAGCGCGGGAAACAGAUACCACACGAGCAAAUGCGGCUCCAUCGAAGACCUGGACAACCUACGGUGGUAUGGUUUCAGAGGAGAAGCCCUGGCAAGUGUAGUUUCUCUCGCCAAGCUUGUUGAAAUAUCAUCCCGGACCAGAUCAUCAGUGAAAACCCACGUCAAAAUCUUCAAGGAUGGCAAGAGCAUGGAUGUGUUUGAAGCGGAGACUGCUCGACCAUCUGCAGGCACAACUGUUAUCAUUUGUAACUUCCUCCACAACAUGCCAGUCCGGAGGAAGAGGAUGGAUGCUGUCCUGGAGGGUGAGAGGAUCAGACACAGACUGGAGGCUAUCUCUCUGAUGCACCCCUCUGUGUCUUUCACCCUGAAGAAUGACUGCACAGGAGCCAUGAUGGUGCAGCUUCCUAAAGCUAGAAACACUUACCACAGGUUUGUUCAGAUACACAGCCUCGGGCGUGCACAGAAACUUGGAGAAAUCAGCUACACGCACAAACAGUUUGAAGUCAUUGGUUACAUUGGCAGAGAAGGCCACUACAACAACAGCUUACAGUUCCUGUUUGUAAAUGACAGACUGCUGUUGAAAACACGCAUACACAAGCUCCUGAACUUUCUCCUACGCAAACUUAGAAGUUCAAAUCAGAAAAACGACAGUCCAGAUGGGCAGUCUGCCAUUAGGAGUCCAAAGCACAAACGAAGCCAAGAGCUGCAUGGAGUAUACAUCAUCAAUAUCAAAUGCUCUUACUCAGAAUAUGACAUAUGUCUGGAGCCUGCAAAAACUCUUAUAGAGUUCAAAGACUGGGAUGGUAUUUUGCUGUGUAUAGAAGACACAGUGAAAGCUUUCCUCAGCAGGGAGAACCUGGUGGCUGAACUUUCUCAAGAUGACUUGGACUGUGUACCUCCUGAACUGUUUGGCACUCACAAUACAGACCAAGAGGAGCAUACCACGGGCAAUGGUGGCCAAGCAACUAUCAGUGCUUCCACACAGGAUUGCAGUAUUGGAAUUAAACUGGCAUCUGCCUCUGUUCAUCGUAAGCGCAAAGAUGACUGUGUAUGUGAGGAUAACGGAGUGAUGGAGUGCAAAGAAGAGAUGGAGAAGAAAACUGUAAAUGAGUUGGAAACGAACAAAAGUGAAGGAAGCAGAAACAAAGAAUGUAUCUAUGAGCCACUGUGUGAUACUGCACAACAUACAUCUGACUAUAGCAUUACUGAAGAAGAGGAGCCACCUUUAAGUGAAGCUGGGGACAUCUCUAAAAUGUCAUGUAUGCUAAGUUCAAUCAGACAACUAGAAAGUGAAAAUAUGGAGCUCUUAAGAGAAAAUGAAAAAGAGACAUCAAACGGUACCCCAUCAACAAGCAACAUGGUUUCACUAGACCACAUCACUCAACAAAGUAAGCCUGAUUUAAACAAUAUUGAGCAAAUAUUACCUGACUACCAGGGUCCAGGCAGACAUGAAGAUACUUUAGUGACUACCAGAAAGAUCAGUCUUUCUGAUCCGUACAUUCAUGAAAAUCUGCUGUCUCAAGACAUGUCCCAAAUCAACAAGUCUGCAUCUGGGCAGCAAAUUUCAGCACAGAAAUGUGAAGAGAGAUCCUUUGCAUCUAAACGCAAAAUCUCACUGGACGCAGGCUAUGACAUAACUGGUCAAAAACCAUGGAAAGGCCUCACUCCUUUCAUUCCCUCGAAGAUUCCCAGAACUUGUCAAAAGGUGUCUUUAUGUAAGGAGUCUGGAUCCCUUGAGAAGUUCAGAAGAGUAUAUGGUAAAUUUGAUGGACUGAAACUACCUCAAGAAAAGAAUACAAGACUUCAUCAAGCAGACAGCUUUGCUUUAAAUUCCAAGAAUUUGUUUUGCCAAAAAGAUCAGCAAGAUGAAACAGAAAAAGAAAAGACACAGAGCAGGCCCCAAAGCCGACCAGCCCUCUCAGGUUUCACCCAGUUAAAACCAGCGUCAGGACAGAACAGAGGUAAAACAUCUUUGGCAGCUAAACUCUGCCAUUUGAAACAACACAGGACGGACAAUUCAAAAGUAUUACCACAGCGGUCCAGGACUACCUCAGAGGGGAAAACCUGUAUCAGUAGUGGAAAUGAUGGCACCCAAGACAGUAAUAACAAUGAGAAUCAGUGUGACGCUGCACUGAAUCCUGAGCCAGUCCCGGGUGGCAGUACAGAUCCUCUGCUGACUGAGAAGCAAGAGGCUAUGACAUCAGGUGACUGGCUUCAUCACUAUGAUCCAUCUGUUGGAAAGACGGUUUACGUCAACAAAGUGACUGGGCUCAGCCGCUAUGACAACCAUCCUCCGGAAGAAACACAAGUGCGUUGUACGUCAGAUGUCACCAACAUGGCUGUUAGUGUCAUCUCUGAAAUGGGUAUGGAAUACAGAUGUUACCCUUUUCAGGUGGAUCUAGUGUUGCCCUUCCUACCUAAAUCCAGGACAGAAAGGGUGAUUAGUUCAGGGCUUGAUGACAGAGAUGCCAAUGGUGAAAGCUCCAACUCACUUACGUCGUUGUACUCAAAAUGGAAUAAUCCUGUAUUUGUUCGACCUCCUAUGGUUGCUGUGGACAUAUCAAGUGGGCAAGCUGACGGGCUGGCUGUCAAGAUCCACAACAUCCUGUUUCCAUACCGGUUUUCUAAGGCCAUGAUUCACUCAAUGAAGGUCAUCCAUCAAGUAGAUAAGAAGUUUCUUGCAUGUCUUAUCAACACAAGAGACGAAGAGCCUGCAGCACUCGCUGAAACUGAAGGAAACCUUCUGGUGCUGGUGGAUCAGCAUGCUGCACACGAGAGAGUUCGACUGGAAAAUUUAGUUGCAGACUCCUAUGAGGAUGACCCGGAUGCACCAGGGGAGAGACGUCUGUGUUCCUCAACCAUUGUGCCACCUCUGGAGAUCAGUGUAACAGAAGAGGAACUGAGACUGCUUCGGUCUUGUCAGGCACAUUUGCGGAGUUUGGGUCUGGAAGUAAACUUCUCGCAGGCAGCAGAUCCACAGGUGUUUGUGGGUAAGGUACCACUGUGCUUCACUGAGAAGGAGAGUAAUGAGCUCAGACGGGGGAGACCAUCUAUUAUCAAGCCUCUUGUUGAGGAGUAUCUUCGAGAGCAGGUUGAGUUACUCCGCUCAACUGGUAGAGUGAGAGGAACUCUGCCUCUCACGGUGCUGAAGGUGCUAGCCUCCCUAGCAUGCCACGGUGCCAUCAAAUUCAACGACAGCCUGAGCAGAGAUGAAUGUCACAGCUUGGUGGCGUCCCUGUCCUCCUGCCAGCUGCCCUUCCAGUGCGCCCACGGUCGUCCAUCCAUUGCUCCUUUAGUAGACACGCUCCAUUUGGACAAAGACGAAAAGGAAUUACAGAAACCAAACCUCCAAAAGCUGAGAAGAAUGUAUAAAGCGUGGGAGCUGUAUGGAAAUAGAUAAGUGGGUGUGUAAUUUUUUUUAAAUGUGUAGUUUAUUAUGUCAACAAAAUAAAUUGUCACUCAUAUGAAAUAACUUAUUAAAUGGCUCAAACAGUCAAAU
Centropristis striata (black sea bass) is the source of this 4009-nucleotide messenger RNA. It is a transcript of the gene mlh3, whose product is annotated as mutL homolog 3 (E. coli). Gene Ontology annotation, cellular component: mismatch repair complex. The record is from RefSeq and is a predicted model, not a curated record. Bases 311 to 3910 code for a protein of 1199 amino acids. The transcript has 12 exons. NCBI's taxonomy places the organism in Eukaryota, Metazoa, Chordata, Actinopteri, Perciformes, Serranidae. Gene Ontology annotation, molecular function: ATP binding; mismatched DNA binding; ATP hydrolysis activity. Gene Ontology annotation, biological process: mismatch repair.